AUGGAAAACAAAAUAAUUCUAAACUCACAAUCAACUGAUCUAACGACGUGGUGUUAACAAGAUUCUUCCGAAUUCGAUGAUAGUUGCUGUUCAAAUGAUGAUAACGAUAAGAGCAGUUAAAUGAUUGCCAAUUUUGUGGUUGGUAUUUUAAAACCAGGAUAAAAAAGAAUUGGUCUAGUUGCAGCAAAUAAGAAUAAAAUAACCAUUAGUGGUAUUCUAGGUAUAAACAGACCUCAUUAUUGA
Molecule: messenger RNA, 243 nt
Organism: Paramecium tetraurelia
Lineage: Eukaryota; Ciliophora; Oligohymenophorea; Peniculida; Parameciidae
Exons: 1
Source: RefSeq, a predicted model, not a curated record